CAUGGCAGCUGCCAGAGGGAAGCUGCUCAGAUCCGACAGUUAAAGAUAUUUAGCAAAAAAAAAUCUGAGUUAACUGAGCUGACAGAUGUUGUGUUUGACUGUCACAGCCAUGACGGACUAAACAGCCGGCAGCGGGUGAAACUUGUGAUCUGAUCUGGAUGGAACCGACGGGUCUACGAGACGUUUUCAAAUGUAUAACACUAUCCAUUGCAGCAAUGGAGGAUAUUGGUCUCCUUCCCAAACCCACAAAUGACCCCCCUGUUCACAGACCCACAGUCACUGAGACUUUUGGGCUGCACCACAUCCCACCAGACCAUCUGCACAUCACUGAUGCAAGCAGGAAAUCUGACAUGCAAAAAGAUGGACCGUCCAAAAAAAGGUCCCACUCGGUAAUGACAGCAGAGCCACAGAUUCCCCAGUUUCCUUCACAGAACGCAGGUCCUCUGAGUGCUGGCGCCGCACUCUUUAAUACAGCUGCCAAAAAUGGAAACACUAAAUUGGAUAAGACAGGUGCUGGCAGAAUAAAAGCCAAAGUCACAGAUCCAUCAAAGUGGAAGCAAAACAAGCAGAAACAGCUGAGGAUGGAGGGUAAAGCAUACACAAGCAAACGCAAAAAAGACGGCAAGAUUGUGACAAAACAGCCAAGAGCAAUGGGACCAAGGUGCUCCUCGAACGCAUGCCAAAAGGCAUCGAACCGGCUCUGUAGUGAAAUCAACGAAGAGGCCAGGCAGAAAGUGUUUAAUGAAUUCUGGUGCGACAUGAACUGGACUCAGAGAAAACAGUAUGUAGCAGGACAAGUUGACCGCGACCCCGUGGAAAGAUCCCGGGCAGCGGGAUCACAGUCGAGAAGAUCAAUUUCACUCCGUUAUCACUUGAUGGUGGAUGGAAAAAGGAAACAGGUGUGUAAAAACAUGUUCCUGUCCACUCUGGGGAUAGGAGAGUGGUCUGUGCUCAACUGGGCACAGAAAGGAGCAACAAGAAAAAAUGAAUCAAAUGAAAACAACUUACAAAAGAGGCGAGCUGUCUCUCAGUGCCCACAGCAGAACCCUGCUUCUUCUGCAGUCAGUAAUACUGUGGAAGUUACCCAGGAACAAAUUAAUUCCACGGACAAAGACAAAAACAGGCCUCCAGAACCAGAGGGGCCGGCCAGAAAGAAAUCCAAAGUUGCCAAGCCACUAACAUGGAAGCAAAAUCGACAAAAGCAACUUAGGAUGGAGGGCAAACCGUACGUCAGCAAACGAAAGAAAGACGGCACGACCAUAACUAAAGCUCAGAGGACAAUGGGACCGGGUUGCAUGUCAAGUGCUUGCAAAAGGGCAUCCAACCGUUUCUGUGCUGACAUCAGUGAAGAAACAAGGAACGAGCUGUUUACUAGAUUCUGGCAGUGUAUGAACUGGCCUCAGAGGAAGACCUAUGUGGCCGGAUUAGUCGACUGUGACCCGGUGGAAAGAACCAGAGCCCCAUGGACUCAGUCGAGAAGAUCGGUCUCGAUGCGGUAUCAUUUGAUAGCCAAUGGUGACAGAAAACAAGUUUGCAAAAGGAUGUUCCUCUCCACUUUGGGGAUUGGAGAGUGGUCAGUGCUUAACUGGGCACAAAAUCCAUCAGAGCAGGACAAUUCAGAAGCAAACGCCAAGAAGCAAACGCAGAGGAAGUCCCGUAAAGCUUCAGAGCAUAUAGUGCUGAGAGAGUUCCUCGAGAGGCUACCCAAAGUACCCUCAUACUUCUGCGGGACGUCCAUCUCUAAGCUGUAUCUGGAGCCAGUCUUCUCAAACAUGUCCGAGGUGUACAGGCACUACUACAACCACUGCUUAGAGAAGAAGACAACACCGCUCUCUAGGCAGGUUUUCUGCGCUGUAUUUAAAAAGAUGGAUUUGGGAUUGUGUGACCCCAAAAAGGAUCAAGGGUGUUCUUACGGUGCUACUGGGAAUUUGUUUAAUGAGCUUUGGGAUGAAUACUGCAUGGAAAGAGGAGCUCCAGGGCCACAACCAGAGAAAACGGGGAACCAGUAGAGAGGGAUUAAGGACAAAAAGGUUCUCUAUUGGAGUUAAUUGCUAUGUUAACAUCAGCUGUGUAUUACUCCAUUACUUACAACGUGAUGAUAUAGAUGUUUUCCAGGACUUUGUCGAAAUGGCUGGACUUUAUAGUCUCACGUUUCAUUCAGUCCUGUUAAGCAUACACUGUGCUUGCUGCUUCCAGGCUCAUGCUAUCUGAAGCAAUUCAGUUGUCUGUAUGCAGCUGAACAAUUGUUUUCCUUAAGUGGCAUUACUUAAACAUAUAUGUUUUGUUUUUGUAAUGGAGAAGGUUUUUUUGUUCCUUAAAAUGUAAGGUCUUUUGAGAUAAUUUGUCAACCAUCAGUUGACAACUAAGACUAAAACACAAAUGUCUAAUACUAUGUGUAAAAAAAAUAAACUACAACAUAUUCAUGUGUU
Messenger RNA from Micropterus dolomieu (smallmouth bass), 2429 nucleotides. RefSeq lists its product as uncharacterized. The transcript has 5 exons. The record is from RefSeq and is a predicted model, not a curated record. The coding region runs from base 159 to 2009 and encodes 616 amino acids. NCBI's taxonomy places the organism in Eukaryota, Metazoa, Chordata, Actinopteri, Centrarchiformes, Centrarchidae.